GGGAAGCACACUCUGGCCGUGUCUCGAGCGAUGAGCUGAGCACAGUUGUUGGGAAAACAGCCGAGUGGAACUGCGCCACAGUCAAAACAUCUCGCGCCAUUAGCCUGGCCAUCUCGCACUUGUUUGUCUCAGUGUUUCUCAUUUUCCAACUGACGAGGAUUGCCUGCCCGCGAAAAAGACCAAAAGGAGCCCACAGACGGCAUUCCUUGCGAAAAUUGUGCGAUUUUCCUCAUUGCAUCUCGCUCUCACACCCAAAGUGUCUCUGCGUGUCUGGAUGAAUUUUCAUCCGGGAAAAGUGUUUGGGGGAAGAGUUUAGUGUGUGAUUGCCGGUUAUUCUCUCCAUCUGAGAGAGAUUUCUGUGCAGACGGAAAACUUUGUUAGAAGAGACAGAGCAAAAAAAAAGGAAGAACCGAAAUAAAAGGACAAAGAGCAAGAUGGUGGUGCAUCCUGAAAAUCAUCAAAAUCAUCUCCAAUUUUCCACUCAAAAAAUUACUUUGAGCACUUGGGUGAGCAUCUCGCCAAUUGCUUCACCAAUUGGUCGUUUAGUUGUGUGAAAAAUCCUUAAAAUGCUUAAAAAUUUUCCUGUGAAAAAAGUCCAAUCAAGUGAAAAUUGAUAGUGGAAAGAUUUUUAUUGCGAAAAAUUAAUCACAGAAAUUUUCUCUGGAUGUUUUUCUGAGAGAAAAGCAUUGAGACAGUAGAAAAGAAUAAAAUUAAAGAGACGACAAGAAUUUUUCCAACCCAUAUUUUUCACCAAAAAAUAAAUAAAUAAAAUAAAAAGGUGUGAGGAAAAUUGGAUGAGGCACAGAGAGUCCAAAUUGAAAAGUGACUCUCUCAGUUUUUGGGAUGCUAAAAAAAAGUCGAUAUUUCCACGCCAUAGUUGAAAAUCACAGUGAAAAGUUCAUUAAUUAGAGGGGAAGUCCUUCCUGGAAAAACCCACGAGUGUGAUAUUACAAAUGACAAACAUCGAAAGUUGUCCAUUGAUAUUCCUAAAAUUAACAACAAUCGAGGAAAGAUUAUAAAGAAAAAAAAAGACGAUACAUGAGUGGUAUACAAAAUUAUUCGGCGACAAGUGAUUCAUGGUUGAAAAGCGAAUCUCACCUUUUGUCACGUCCAUAAUCAAGUGAAUAAAUAAUUGAUUAGCUUAUCAGGUGAUAGGAAAAAGAAGUGAAAAUAGAGAAAAUUCAUGGUGAAAUAGUUGGCUCAACAGCCUAAGAAUUCUUUCAGUUUUCUCAGUGAAGUUCUUAUGUGAAGUUAGGAGAGCAAAUAGCAAAACGUGCAUCUUCGAUGGUGUAAACAGAAAGACAAACACGAGUUGAGGAAGAGGAAGACAAAGUAACACAUCCUGUCCAGGUGUUUGAUCGGAAAAUAAAGCCCUCCAAUGGAGAUAGUUUUUCAGAUGAUGAUCUAACAUGAGGGACAAUCAACAGAAAGAAUCAUUAAUUUAUUCACACGAUAUAAAAUUGAAAAUAGAGCUGUAAUUAGUGACUUCGUGAGAUAAUACACAGAGCUACUUGUUUUUGCAUUAAGCUAAAAAAUUGCACGUGAAGUGUUGAACAGAAAACAGAAUAAACAUUGUUGAAAAAACCGUUUAUUUGUCCCCCCAAAAAAAUAAAAAGAAAACCGUGAUAUUUUGUACGAAGAAAAGGCAAGAGAAAAAUAAACCAAACACGCGCAUUACUACCAAAUUAGGAAGAAAAAUAGUUUAAGUGAGAAAGAGUUUUUCAAAGGAUCGUGUAUUUGUGAUAUUUCGGACUGAUUCUUUUGGUUCUUUUAUUUCAAAAUCUUCCUCCCUUAUAAAGAAAAUUCGCAUAAUCAGACAGUGGUGAUAUUUUUGCAAAAAAUAUAAAGUGUCAAAAGUGCUAAAAAGGAAACAAAAAAAAUCGACAUAAAUUUUUUAAUUAUAGAAAGAUUGCUUUUUGCUUGACACCGAGGAGAGAGAGAUAAGAUUGCGAGCUGCUGAAAUAAUCUGUGCAUAUUAGGAGGAAAACAAGAGUAUUUUAUAAACGAGGCGCGAAAAUAAAAAAGAGAAAAAUGCUGUCCUACAUGUUGCCAGUUGAGGAGAAAUCCCCAUCUCCGCGAAAUCUAAAUUUGAGCCUGAAUCUCAAUCGCAAUGGCGGAACAACUCAACAGAUCAUCGAUGAGACGUCCAAGCUUCUCGCCAGCGAGAGUACUGAUCAUCGGGACAAUAGCGGAUUCAAUGGGGAUCAUAGUCUCAUCAAAGAGGACUCCUUUGACUCAGAUGCAUCCUCCAAGAAGAUAAAGAUGGGCAAGCUAACGACUACGAAAAAUGUCCCACUCAAAAGAGUCUCAUUUGGCUCAUCAAAGGGAUCUAUGGUGGAGACUCUUGUUUUUGAGACACCCACUCCACUUCCUGAACAUGCAGAACGUGAAUUUGACUUUGCUGCCGCUUCCGCAACUGAUAAAACCACCAGCAACCCAUCCAAUGGACUCGAUGACAGCGGAAUUGAGCUACAAGAAGAGCUCGAACGUUCCAAGGUGCGAGUGUCAUUUUUCCAGUGCAGUCAACCUCAGCAAGUGAGCCCCCCAGAGAAUCAUAUUGGGUUCUUUAGUGACAACAACAACUCCAUUGUGACAGAUUUUAGUCUACUGGACACCGGAGGACCGGACAAAAUGACAGCGGCCGUUGCACAACCGUCCUACGACAGGCAAAAUAGCACUGAAUCCGGAUGGGAUAAUCCAUUUAGGCCUGGCGGUGACCUUUCACGUGAAGCCGAUGAAAUUGUGAAUAUGAUUAAAGGUGGAAAGCCAAUAACACCGACUGGAGAUCCAAAUCAGACAAUUGCCAAUGGAGUGGCUCAUGGGGUGGAAAAUGGAGCAAAUGUCGUUGAUGGUGUGACAAAGAGUGAAGCUUCACAACUAAAUGCAUCACUGAAUGGUACAAAAUCACCUCAAAAGUCUAAGGAUAAAUCAUCGACAAAUGGCGAUGCCACAAAUGUGACACAGACCCAGGUGGUACCAGGACCCCAAUCUGCGAGCCAUGUGGUGAUUGAGGAUAAGAAAAAGAAGAAGUGUACUUGCUGUGUGAUCCAAUAAUAUGAUAUAAAACACCAAUUUUUACCUUUUAAUUUUUAAAAAGAAAUAAAAAGAAAACGAUUUUAAGAAGAACAGCUACUUUACAGGAUUUUUUUUUGUUUUUCUUAUUACAAAAAAAAGAAUUAUUUGUAGUUUUUAUCAUUAUUUUUUUGUUAACUAUAUUUUUAGUCUGUGUAGAGUCUUUUUUUAUUUAUAUACAGAAAAAGAAGAUAAAUGAUGAAAGAGAAAAAAAAUAGUGAAUAAUUGUAAUUUAGAAUGAAGAGAAAAAAAUAUCUUAUACUCGAAAGAUUAUUAAAAAAAAGUAUAUAGAAAUUUUCUAAUCAGUUUUUUCCUUCCCCUUUUUUAUACUACUUAAAAAGAAAAAAAAAACAUUGUGAAAAGAUGAUGUGAAUGCAGAAAUUUUUAGGAAUAAUUCGUGUUUUUCGACAUUACCAAAGGAGACAGAUUAAUAGAAAAUGAAAAGAAAAAUCCAGCAUAUAAAAGUUUUAAAAUAAAUUAAGAAAAAAAAGAGAAAUGUAGAAUUUUUUUUUAGUUUUACUCUCCUACAAUCUCUAACUAAAUUUUCCGCCGUAAAAGAAUCCUCGAAGAAACCAUUAUGGGCUACGCACAGAUACUUUUGUUUUGUAAACAAAUAUUUGACAUGGCAGGCAGAGUGAGUGAGAUACAUUUUGUGACAUCUAAGCUGACACACGCCACUUAGGAAGAAAUGUUUACAAAGCAAAAAUUUUUGAGAGUUGUUCAUUAUGGGCUAAGCAAAAUUACUUCUGUUUUGUAAACACAUUUCAGAGUGAUGCUCAAUUGCACAAUAAUGAGCAGUGCACGAUAACUUUUGUUUGUAAACAUGUUUUUAAAAUUUCCCAUGAGAAUGAGCGGGAUGACUAGAUCUAGAUCUCACUCACUCUCAUUGCAAUGUCAAAAACAUGUUUACUAAACAAAAGUUAUUGUACGUUGGGCAUAACUUUUGUAAAUAUGUUUCGGAAGCUAUCUAUGAGAGUGAGCGAGAUGACAAGAUUUACAUCUCUUUCACUCUCACUGAAACGUCAAAAACAUGUUUACUAAACAAAAGUUAUUCUGCAUUGAGCAUAAGUACCGCACUUCCUGCAUUUGUUUCACUUUUAAAAUGUGAGAAAUACACAUUUACAAAACAAAAGUAAUUGUAUUUUGGUAAAAAAAAAUCUCAAAUAAGGCAAAUAAGUAUUUUUCUCAAAAACAAAAAAAGUCGUUAUCCAAUUAAAAAAAAACAAAAUUACUUUGUACACAUUCAAAACAACACAGAAUAUCACAAAAAAGGAACCACCUGAAAAAAAUUAUUACCAAUUAUAUUUAAUAAAAGAAAAACAAUUUAAUCUAAUUCUUAUAAGAAUCUUCUGCUAAAUCCUCUUCCCUAAACCUCCUCCUAAAAAAAAUAUUUCCUUUAUAUUUUUUGUAUUCUUGUUAUUUAUCAAAAAAAAAAGCAUCACAAUCUUCUGAACUGACCACAAAAUUCAUCAAAAUUCUAAGUCAUUUUAAAACGCGUUCAGAUAGUUACAACUAUUUAUAAGCUAACUAAAUAAUAUAAUUAUUUAAAAUGCAAGAAAAACACUAAUAAAAAAAUCAUCUUUUAAUGGACGUCUGAAACUCUAGCAAAAAGAAAUCUAAUUUAGUAACACAGAAAAAAAAGAUUCUCGUGUAGAAUUUAUUGCAAGAUAAAAUUCUCGUCAAUAAAUUUAAAAAGAAAAAAACUCUAUUAAUGAUCAUUAAAGAUGAAAAGAAGCAUAGAAUUUAAAUAAUUUGCGAGUGAUUUUUUAUAUGAAAAAAAAGAAACUGAAAAGAAUGGAAAGAAAAACCUUAUUUUUUAAAUUAGAACGAGAACAUGAGAAAAAUUUUGGUAAAGAUUGAGCAUGAUAAAAAAAAUUAUUGAAGCAUCAAUUUUUGGAAAAAAAAAGAAUGUGACAAAAAUGCUUUUCUGUAAAUAAGUAUUUAAAAAAAAGAAAAAAAAAUAUGAAUGAAUUUCUUCAAUUGAGUUGUAAAUUCAUUUAUUUUAAAUUUUGAAAAAGGCCUCAGAACCUUUUUCCUAAAAUAAAAAAAAGUUGAUGAAGAAGAUGAAGAAUAAAACUAUCAAGAAUAUUCAACAAAUUUAUAAUUUAAUAAUUGUUUUUUUAGCAGUCCUUUUUGAUGAGAAAAUGCAUUAUUUUUAAUUUUAUUCUUAAAUUACGUAUACCUUUUUUGUAUAUAUGUAAAAAAAAAUACAAAAUAAAAAUGGAAAGAAAA
Phlebotomus papatasi is the source of this 5304-nucleotide messenger RNA. RefSeq lists its product as uncharacterized. NCBI's taxonomy places the organism in Eukaryota, Metazoa, Arthropoda, Insecta, Diptera, Psychodidae. The transcript has 7 exons. Bases 2032 to 3054 code for a protein of 340 amino acids. The record is from RefSeq and is a predicted model, not a curated record.